Molecule: messenger RNA, 1239 nt
Organism: Bursaphelenchus xylophilus (pine wood nematode)
Lineage: Eukaryota; Metazoa; Nematoda; Chromadorea; Rhabditida; Aphelenchoididae
Source: the annotation of a GenBank genome assembly
AUGCAUUGUCUACACGGAUUGGCUUUUCUGGCCUUCUUCGGCUGCAUGUGUACAGUAGAAGCGUUCCGAGUGCAAGGAGUUGCGGCAAAAGGACGGCUGAAGUGCAAUGGCCGUCCAUUGGUCGACGCGUUGGUUUCGAUUUACGACAAGGACCGAUGUAAGUGCACCUCUGUCUUAAUUUUCUUUAUGUCUGGUUUUUGCGCCCAAUAGGGCAAAACUAAAAGUUACUAUCCCCAAAAAAGUUGCGUUUUGAUAUGUUUUGGUCACAAAAUUAGAUGUAAAAACAGUGGGAAAUUCCCCAGUAGUCAGAUUGUCAUAUCAACAAGCCUCUCCCUACUGCUUUUCCCUAACCUCCUUAUCAGGAUUUUCGGGAUUGUAAACAGACCGUGACCUUUAUCAAUUUGCAGUCCCCUUUGACAGCGACGAGCUGCUCGACCAGGAAUUGACAGACGAGAUCGGCGCCUUCUUCCUGGACGGUACAACCCGCGAGCUGACAAACAUCGAGCCCGAACUGCGGAUCGUCCACAACUGCACAAAUGGCGGAGAGCCGGUGAGUUGAGGGGGUAAACAUUUGGGGUAGACUACAUUUGAGGAGGCAAUGGGAAGAAACGGUAGAUAAUUCUAUGGGAAAAAUGGCUGAUGCUUUGUAAAAAAGGAGGUAAACAAUUUUGUUGGAACGCAUAGUCAUCUCUGCAAAAAUUUACUUCCGUUUUGCAAGCACAGUUGAGAGAGUCAACAGUUAUUAAUCUGCCGGGAAAAUAAUGAGGUCAAUGUUGCUGAGCCGGUCUUGUCGCUGAAGUGAAAAGAUGUUCAAUUUUGCCGCGGUACAAUUCAUUUUUCUAUGCGAUUUUUGAUGCGACAGAAUGCCCAUUAUUUUCUCGACAGAUAAUUACGGAUGUUUUGCAUCCAUAUUAAAUAUAUAUUUCAUUCUAUUCGAAAAUAUAUCAUCAAUUUCUUUUAGUCAAACUUUGCCAUUUGGAUGACUAUCCCGCUGGCUUUUUCUUCCUUAAAUUCCAAUGUCCUAGGGCUCAAAACAACACCAGUUUUCAGAUCACAAUCUUCCACACAUUUACAGCUCUAACGCAUCCGCCUUUUCAGCAUUGCCGCCGCUACCUCGUCGUCCCAAUCGACUCAUAUUUCAUUCACAGCGGAGACGCCGAAGUGGUCUAUGAUUUCGGCGUUCAGGACCUCUCCAUCAACGGUGGGGAGAUGAGAUGCCGGAGUCAUGGACUGAAGUAG